AUGGGCAAGACUUGGCCUGCCGCUGACGAGGCUGCUGCCGCUGGGACUGAGAAGCGCAGGCGCCGCGGCGGCACGCGAAAGAAGACCGGCUGUUAUACUUGCAAGGCACGCCACGCGCGCUGCGAUGAAGCGAGGCCAUUGUGCGGAAACUGCCAGCGAUUGAAUCUGGAAUGCCGUCCCCGUGAGUUCAUCAUCCUUUCGUCAUGGAGCGCACCCGGGGAGACAGCAGAGACCGCCGCCGAAAGCGCUCCGUCGGGCACCUCUCAUCUAUUGCAGUCCAAUUCGGCCUCCAGCUUUCGCGAGCACACUUCUCCCAUUACGCCGACAUCAACAUGGAAUCUAUUCGAAACUUACUCGCCUGUGCCAGCCCUUGAUGAAGGUCAAACGGGAUUCGCAUCGUCCUAUUCCACUACGUCAUACUCUAACAGUGGCCAGUUCACGCUGACGGCCGAGAUGGCGUACUUACUGAACGCCUACAGAACGGGUGUCGCGACAUGGAUGGACAUUUUUGAUCACGAAUACACUUAUCAGCGUGAAGUCUUACGUCGCUGUAUGGGCUCACAGCUGCUCGUUUGGAGCGUCUGCGCAUUUACAGCCAAGAACCUGAGUCUUUUGCCGUCUGGAGGUGUCUGGGCGCCUUCUGCUGCCCAAUAUUACAGCGCAUCGCUGCGCCUUCUGAUUGGAUACGUUGGAGGAGGCGGCGCCCACGAAGAUACGCUGACUUCAACGAUGCUUCUUUGUAGCUACGAGAUGAUUGCCAAUCACGGCGUUGAGCACCGGCGACAUUUCUACGGUGCUAUGCUCCUGAUAUCGAACCGUCGGAUUACGGCGACCUCGGACGCGAUGGAUCGUGCAAACUUUUGGAUAUAUAUUAGACACGAAAUCACCGUCGCGUUGGUUAAUGAAACCCCGCUGCAGAUUGGGCCGGAGGAGUGGAAUGCGAGCUGGCAACAGCCGGGAGGCGAUGAAGCCGCGCUGGGCAACCAGCUUCUGUGGCUGCUAGGCAGAGCCAUCAACCUUGCCUAUCGACCAAGCUUAAAUGCUAUCGAAGGCCGGCGAGAGGUAUUGCGCGAUGCGGACAAAUGGUUUGAGGCCCUUCCGCCAUGUUUCCGUGGUGUAAAAUACAGCGACCCAGACGAUCAUGGGUUUGUAAAGUUAUACUUCGCCGUCCCUACUGCAGUUCAUGUUUCAAAAAUAGAGUAUCAUGCCCUUGAAAUCGGCAGCAUCGGACUGUCGGAUAUUCCGGCGUGCGUGCGCAGUUUCUCUGCUCAAGCAGUAUUCUUUGGUACAUCUCAACAAUCGAGUCCACUAUCCGUGUCACAAUUUACAGUUUGGACAAAUUAUCCUACGCAAAUCGAGCUAAUAUAA
Molecule: messenger RNA, 1368 nt
Organism: Beauveria bassiana ARSEF 2860
Lineage: Eukaryota; Fungi; Ascomycota; Sordariomycetes; Hypocreales; Cordycipitaceae
Product: C6 zinc finger domain protein
Exons: 5
Coding region: 1-1368 (455 amino acids)
Biological process (GO): positive regulation of transcription by RNA polymerase II
Cellular component (GO): nucleus
Molecular function (GO): zinc ion binding; transcription cis-regulatory region binding; DNA-binding transcription factor activity, RNA polymerase II-specific
Source: RefSeq, a predicted model, not a curated record